Messenger RNA from Zootoca vivipara (common lizard), 3300 nucleotides. Its product is annotated as SMAD family member 4. Gene Ontology annotation, biological process: SMAD protein signal transduction; BMP signaling pathway; anatomical structure morphogenesis. Gene Ontology annotation, molecular function: RNA polymerase II cis-regulatory region sequence-specific DNA binding; DNA-binding transcription factor activity, RNA polymerase II-specific; I-SMAD binding. The record is from RefSeq and is a predicted model, not a curated record. Gene Ontology annotation, cellular component: heteromeric SMAD protein complex. Lineage: Eukaryota; Metazoa; Chordata; Lepidosauria; Squamata; Lacertidae.
GUUUGGCAGUGGAAUUUGCUACCAUGGAAUGUGGUGGAGUCUCCUUCUUUGGAGGUCUUUAAGCAGAGGCUUGACAGGCACAUGUCAAGAAUGCUUUGAUGGUGUUUCCUGCUUGGCAGGGGGUUGGACUGGAUGGCCCUUGUGGUCUCUUCCAAUUCUAUGAUUCUAUGACCAAACUGGGGAAGGAAAGCAUGAUCUCCUGGGAUCAGAAAGAUGGGGUCGAAAUGUCAAUAAAGAUCUAGUUCGGUGAAGAGAGAGGCGGGAGAUGGAUGGGGAAGCCUUUCCCCGUGGCGGUAGGGCGGCAGGGGCUGCGCUCAGCCUGACCCCGGUGGAGAAUUUGCUAUUUGCUUUUUCCCAUCUCCCUCCCUCUCCCUCCCUCUCUCUCCCCCCGAGGCGAAGCUGCUGCGGCUGACAGCAUGACUAGCAGGCAGGCGAUUGUCUGGCUCGGCUGUGUUUAGUCUGCGCCUUCGCCGCCGCCUCCUUCCCCGUCUUUCGCUCCCAUUUGGAAAGGAGAGCGCGAGAGAGAGCGCUCCUCUCCAAACCAGCCGCCGCGGACGCGCGUCCCGCCGCCUUCAAGGGGGGCUUUAUACGCCUGCCACGUCCUGGGGAGCAUGCCUGAGCCCCGGGGAGAGCAUCCGUGCACCCCGGAGAGGGAUCGCCGAUAGCCGAGAAACACUCCCGCCAUGUCCCUGAACCAGCCCAGCAGCAGCGAUGCGUGCCUGAGCAUUGUGCACAGCCUGAUGUGCCACCGGCAGGGCGGGGAGAACGAGUCGUUCGCCAAGCGGGCCAUCGAGAGCCUGGUCAAGAAGCUGAAGGAGAAGAAGGACGAGCUAGAUUCCCUCAUCACGGCCAUCACCAGCAACGGCACACAUCCCAGCAAGUGCGUCACGAUCCAGCGCACCCUCGAUGGCCGCCUGCAGGUGGCCGGGCGCAAAGGCUUCCCCCACGUGAUCUAUUCCCGCUUGUGGCGCUGGCCGGACUUGCACAAGAACGAGCUCAAGCACGUCAAGUUCUGCCAGUUCGCCUUCGACCUCAAGUACGACAGCGUCUGCGUCAACCCAUACCACUACGAGCGGGUGGUGUCUCCGGGCAUCGGACUGAACAUCCAGAAUACAGGUGAGAUACAAUCCUGCUUUGUUUUUCUGGAUGAUGGCCUAGGACAGGACUGGGGGUGGACCUCUGACCUUCCAGCACCUCCCCCACGGCUUGUGAAAGAGGAAUUCAUUCCCGACUGUAUCCAGAUGGAGGUCCCGCCUCCUCCCGCGGCAGAUCACCCAGGCCCUGUGAUCAAGUCUGGCCACCCUCAGGCAGAGCCCUACCAGCCCUUAUCGCCCCUGCAGCUUCCGGAACCACCCCAUCCUACUGCCGGCAUCUAUCCCGCAUUGCCUUUAUCUCCCCCAGGCCCUCCUGGGGGGCCCCUGCUCCCUCUCCUUCAUAAUGAGGGUCUUCUUCAGAUCUCCAGCCCCUCGCACCCCCCAGCCCCUUCUCCGGCUCCCCCGAGCUCCCAGCAAAAUGGGUGUGCCCCCAAACUGCCCUACCAGAACUCGGCAACCAGCUGGACAGGGAACGGCAGCACCCCAAGCUACAGCUCCGGUGGGAGGAGCCAGGAGCCCACCCCACCUCCGCUCCCCACUCCCCAGCAGCAGCAGAACGGACGGAGUUACCCUCAGCCUCCUCUUCACCAUUCAAACCAUUACUGGCCUGCUCAUCACGGUUCUCCUCCCUACCAGCCGCCAGUCUCCAGUCACCCUGGCCCUGAGUUCUGGUGCUCGAUCGCCUAUUUCGAGAUGGACGUGCAAGUGGGCGAGAUCUUCAAGGUGCCCGCCAACUGCGCUGUGGUCACUGUCGACGGAUAUGUGGACCCUUCGGGCGGCGACCGCUUCUGCUUGGGGCAGCUCUCAAACGUCCACCGCACCGACACCAGCGAGCGCGCCAGGCUGCACAUUGGGAAAGGAGUCCAGCUGCAGUGCCGUGGUGAAGGCGAUGUCUGGAUGCGGUGUCUGAGCGACCACGCCGUCUUCGUGCAGAGCUACUACCUGGACCGGGAGGCUGGGCGUGCUCCGGGGGACGCUGUGCACAAGAUCUACCCUGGCGCCUACAUCAAGGUCUUUGACCUUCGCCAGUGCCACCGCCAGAUGCACCAACAAGCAGCGACAGCGCAGGCGGCAGCGGCGGCUCAGGCGGCUGCUGUGUCAGGGAGCAUCCCUGGGCCUGGCUCCGUGGGGGGCAUCGCACCAGCUGUGGGCCUCUCGGCGGCGGCCGGCAUUGGCGUUGAUGACCUCCGCCGCCUGUGCAUCCUCCGGCUGAGCUUCGUCAAGGGCUGGGGGCCGGACUACCCCCGCCAGAGCAUCAAGCACACCCCCUGCUGGAUCGAAGUGCACUUGCACCGUGCCUUGCAGCUGCUGGAUGAGGUCCUCCACACCAUGCCCUUGGCUGACCCGGGCUCCAUCAACUAGAUUAAAUUGCGAGGCAAGGAAGACGGAGCGGUUCUCGCCGAUCCCGCAGCCUCUGGAGUUUGCAGAGGGGCUAGGAUUGCCGUCGGCGCUGCGAAGGAGACUCUGGCCCCCAUGCUCAUGAAAGCAGUGGAGGCAUUUCCCCUGGGGUCCCUGAAAGGACCGAGGGGGCGGAAUUUGCCCUUGAACAUGCCCUGCCACCUUUCGAGGGGGUGCCGCGACUUUCUCUGUUCCCAGACCAGCGGCGGAAUGAAUGACUUCGAAGGGUCUCACCUUUCUUGCCAUCUCAAAGGACUGGUCCUUUUCUCGCCAGCUUUUCUCUUCCGGGUCUCUCCUGAGCGCCAACGACCCGGUUGCGGCUCGGCUGAGCAGCUGAGAAUCGCCAGAGAAUCACCAUCCCCACAUCUGAAAAUCUGGCUCUUAGAGAGACAUUCUUCUAGGAGCCAGUCCUACCAGUAGGCGGAGGGAGGCAGGUGCCUCUCAGGUAGCAAAUGCUUGGAGGCGGGGAAUGGCAGUGAGGAUGUGUGAGUGCAGAGCUGGACUUGCAGCCUGGGCUCCUUCCCAGCCCCCCUAAGCUGGCUUGCUGCCCUAGGAGAGGAUGGUGUCCCACUGCCGGCAUUGAAGAGAAAUCCAACCACGGGUGAUGCUUCCCAGCACGCGAAAUGGAGGGAGCCAUAUUGUCCUUUGCCCUGACGUGCGAUGACAUAUUUGGCCAGCUCUGAUUUUUAUGCUUUAAAUCCCCAAAUGGAGGCUGCAAUAUAUUACUGUAUAAUUCAGGGGUCAGCAAACUUUUUCAGCAGGGGGCUGGUCCACUGUCCCUCAGACCUUGUGGGGGGCUGGACUAUAU